GGUUGGGCAUCGGCGGCGGAGCGGAGGCGGCAGCGGGGUCUUCGUCCCUCGGCCCGGCCCGUGCGCGACCCCCCGACCCCCCGACCCCGCCGGGGCGCUGAGCUCCGGCCUCUUUGCCGCCGUUUGGGGCUCGGCCCAGCGCUUACGGCAGGGCUGUGCCCGCGGCCGGCGCUCCGUUGGCCGAACGGACGGAGGGAUGAGUGAGCUUAGACUUCUGCGGCGAAGGUUCUGUGGGCAAUAGAGUCGAACGUUAUCUUAGCACACCCGUCUCCCCGCCUGGAUGUUUGACUCACUCAGGUGGCUUCUACUGCCCCGAUUCUCCAACGGGAAAACAGCAACUACUCUUCAUAGAAGCUCUGGCAGAUGCUAGGUUGGCAGGAGAGGAGGGUUUUAAAGACACCAAUGGCAGAAUCUUCCAGCGAUUCAGAUCCUAUCCUCUGUGGCUCAUCUGGUAGACGAGGACCUGUCAGAGUAACUCACGGUAGAGCCAGAAAUCAAAGGUCAACAGAUGUUACUGAGAAGAUCCACACCUUAACAAGCACUUUACAGGAUACCAAUCGAAAUCUGCGACUUGUUGACCAGAUGCUGGGACGGUACAGAGACUACAGUAAUGAACAGACCGAAGCAAUAGCAAACUUAAAGGAGACUUUGGAGCAAUCCAUAGACCAAUUAAGGAGUCAGCGUCUCUUGAGAAACUCCAGAGCAAGAAGUGCAUCUCUUUCAAGUUUGUAUAUAAGUGACCUUGAUGGCGGAGCAGCAACAGACAGCUGCCGCUUCCCACCAACAUCCCCUCUCAGGGACAGUGGAGAUGCACAGGGGCCCAGGCGGCGACGAUCUAGAUCUAGUAGUGUCCGGUUCAUCGAUGAGGAAGAAGAUUUUGAUCAGCUUCAUUCCUUACAUCAGUCCCUCCGAGACCUCAGCAGUGAACAGGUUCGCUUAGGAGAGGAUCUCAGCAGGGAGCUUUCAAGAAGAAACCGAUUGGAUGCAGAAACAAAAAAGAGUUUGGAAGAAUUGUCUGAGAAACUUGAAGAAUCUGAGAGACAAGAAAUGGUCUCUGAACGGGUCGAGAGGCGUCUUCAGGAAAUAGAAAGAGAGAUGCGUACUGAAAGACAUUUGGUGGAAAAACGCCAAGAUCAACUGGGCCAUAUAUCCUUACAGCUGCAGGAGGCUCUAAAGAAGCAGGAGGCGAAAUUUGACGAAAGCGAGGGAUUACUGAAAAAUAAACUCAGGAAAUCUGAAAGUGAAAAGAGCCAACUAGAGCAGGAGCUACAGCUGUCCCGGAAGUGGUUGGAUCAGUCAGAAGGCAGCCGAGAAACACUUUUGCUUCAGAUAGAACAUCUGCGUUCCCAACUCUUGAAAUCUGAAGAACAUCGUGUGGGUUUGCAGCAUCAAGUAUCCCAACUUUCCAGGCAAUGCCCCGACCACCCGGAUGAACAAGAUGAUGGGAGGAGAUUUAGAACAGUUGCUGAGAGGUCCGAGUGGGAGAAACAAGACCUGGAGAGGCAGAUCCUGGAGCUGAGGACUGAGCUAAACCGAAAUACCAUGCUGUCUGAGGUAGAUGAAUUGAGGCGGUGCCUGGAGCGCAAGGACAAGGAGAAAGCCCAAUUUGCAGCACAAAUAGAGGUGCUAACUUUAGACUUAGAGAAGAGGGAGCAGCAGCAGCUACGGAUGCUGGACCAGCUGAAAGAAAUCCGGAACCGCUACGAGGUUUGCGAGACGGAGCACAGACAGGCCAAUCUGCAGCUCACUGAAUUGGCGCGACAAGUCGAAGAGUCCACCAAAGAAGCCGAGCGGUACCUCAGUGAGCUCCACCAGUCUGAGGCCCUGAGGCUGGAGGCAGACCGGAAGAAAGAGGAGUUGAAAGCGAAAGCUCAGGAAACCAUUAGACAGUGGAAGCUCAAGUGCAGGAAGGUAGAGCAAGACAUGGAGAAGCAAUCUGAAGCUGUUCAUCAACUAACAGACAAGAACAAUCAGGUACUUAAAGAAAAGGAUGACUUGAAGGCCAAACUUUUUGCAGCUCUCCACCAGAUAGAAAACCUCCGAAAGGAGUUGAACGAGCUGUUAUCCAAGCGGGUCCAACAAGAAGAAGAGCUUCACCAAAAGGAACUGAAACUCAAGGAAGCCCAGUCUCAACAAAUGGAUCUUGAACAGGAGGUGAGGGGCGCCCGGGAUACCACAAAUCGAUUGGAAAAUGAACUGCAAGAACAGAGUCGACUUCAAAAGCAGACAAAAAUGGAGAGAGAACAUUUGGAGGAAGAAUGUGCAGCGCUAAACAGGCUCCAUGAGAAGGACAAGGAGAGGCUUCUAGAGAUGCAAGAAGCCGUCAAGAACCUGAGUGCCAUUCGAGCGGAGUUGGCCAACAACCUAGCCGAGGAAGAGAGAUCGAAGAAGGAGGCAUUGAAGAGCCUUUCUGAUAUCAAGAAGCAGGAAGCAUCAUGGCAAGAGGAGAUGACUGCAGCCAUCAGGCAGUUCAAACUAGAGAGGGAUGUUCACCAGAGGGAGCUGGAAGAUCUUCGAUCAGAGUUGCAGAAUGUGAAAGCCAAACAUGAACAAAACAUCCAGGAGCUGAUGAAGCAGUUUAAACAAGAACAGGAUGAGGCUGAGAGUCACAUUUGGACAUUGAAGACAGAAAAAGCAGAGGAUCAGAAUUUGGUCGAAGCUCAGCGUUGGCAGGUGGAGAAUAUGAAAGUUGAAUGUGACAGACUGACAGAAGAGUUAAUGCAGAAUGAGGAGGCAAAUACAAAACUUAAGCGAAAAUACCAGCUCAUGAAGCAGCAACUGGAGGAAAAGGACAAGCAGAUGAGCAGUGAAGGAGAUCAUCUGAAGAGGGUAGAGGAAUCCAGAUCACAGCUCAAGGAUCAAUUGCUUUGUCUGGAGACAGAACAGAAAUCCAUCCUCAGCAUGAUAGGAAGCGAAAUUGACACAGCUUGUGAAAUCUUCUCCAGGGACUUCGUGGAGAAAUUCAGAGCUAUUUCACUUACCCCUGGAUUGCAGAAUGAUCCACAUCGUUGGCUAGCAGAGACUAAGACUAAACUGCAGUGGCUCUGUGAGGAGGUGAAAGAGCGAGAGAAGAAAGAGAGAAAGCUGAGACACCAACUAUUGCUGAGCAGACAGCAACUCAAGGAUCUGACCCAGAACAAAGAAUUUGAGCGUCAGUCACUGUUCAAACAAAUACAGAGACAGGAUCAACUUCUGGGAGAAAUACAUCGUGAAAAGAAAGAUAUGCUGGAGAAGUCACACCGAAGAGAUGAGGAAAUGGAACAUCUGCAGGAUCAUGUAAUCGCCUUAGAAUCAAGUACCCGAGUGGCUUUGGACCAUCUGGAAUCCGUUCCUGAGAAACUGAGCUUUCUGGAAGAUUUCAAAGAAUUUGGAGACCACUAUCAUCCAAGAGAGGUGAUUGAAGAAAGAUAUGCUAAGUACAAAGAGAUUAUAGAGUCUCUUCAGCAGCAACUGGAUGCUUCCAAAGCACAGAAGUCAGAGCUUCAAAGAUGCAAAAGCCUGUUCAGAUUCUUCCAGUGUUCGAGAGGUGGAACUUUCCUCCAGUUGGAGGGAACACAGCAACUUUUUAUCAACUUCGAUGCUUUCAAGCUCAAACUCAUUUAUCAAAAAGAUGCCUACUUUGGAAGCAGCUGCCAUCAAGGAAGUCACCAGGAAUAUUUCUGUGAAUGGGAUAAGUUCACAAGCCGAAAAGGAUAAAUAUUAGGACAAGUGGCAAAUGCAAAAUGUAAUCUAACUACUUUCAAUGAGGAACCAGUGAUUUCUAAAUGAAUCCAGUUACUCCGGCUCCACUGUGAUAAUGCUGCAGCUAACACUUAUCCAAGCUUUUGCUUCUGUUCUUGGGAUCUGCUCUUUUCAGCUGUGGCCAACUCAGGUUCUAUGAUUAAAGCCCAGAAUUAAAAUAUUGA
Ornithorhynchus anatinus (platypus) is the source of this 3905-nucleotide messenger RNA. RefSeq names its product centrosomal protein 128 (gene CEP128). The transcript is spliced from 26 exons. Lineage: Eukaryota; Metazoa; Chordata; Mammalia; Monotremata; Ornithorhynchidae. Bases 364 to 3696 code for a protein of 1110 amino acids. The record is from RefSeq and is a predicted model, not a curated record.